This is a messenger RNA of Drosophila eugracilis, 1662 nucleotides long. It is a transcript of the gene Cln3, whose product is annotated as battenin. The record is from RefSeq and is a predicted model, not a curated record. Bases 175 to 1443 code for a protein of 422 amino acids. Gene Ontology annotation, biological process: regulation of intracellular pH; lysosome organization. The transcript is spliced from 6 exons. NCBI's taxonomy places the organism in Eukaryota, Metazoa, Arthropoda, Insecta, Diptera, Drosophilidae. Gene Ontology annotation, cellular component: lysosome; membrane.
CCAGUCACUUGGCUUCAUUGCUGUCGCCGAUUGUUAUUGGUUCUCGUUUAGUUGGGACUCAGUUGGGAGGGUUCAGUCACUCAUUGAACGCCUUGCAGCGCGAAUCGUCGUCGUUGCCUCUCGGAACCUUUAGAACCAACAAACCGGAAAAUAGUGCUAGGAAUCCGGGUCAAUAUGACGGCAAGCAAGCAACAAGAGGCCGAGGCCGAACACGAUCCCCAAGUGGUGGUCACCCCAGGAGAUGCCUCUCACAGCACUCCCAAGGAUCGGGGUCUUUGGCGGGAUCUGACGUCCUAUUGGAUCCUGGGUCUGUGCAACAACUAUGGAUAUGUGGUGAUGCUGAGUGCUGCCCACGAUAUUAUAAAGCAGUUUAAUCCGAAUGAUGAAUCUGAAGAAAGCUCGUCGGGUCGGAACUGUCACUUGGUGUCCACAGGAGCUAUUUUGCUGGCAGAUGUGUUGCCCUCCUUGUUUGUUAAGAUCCUAAUGCCCUUCUUUCCCUUUUGGGUCAACUUUCGCAUAGCUCUGGCAGUAGUAUUUUCAGCAGCAGGAUUCUUACUGGUUGGGUUUGCCAAUGCUGAAUGGAUGGCUCUUCUGGGAGUAAUCAUCACUUCAGCUAGCAGUGGAAUUGGAGAGACCACUUUCUUGGCCUAUUCGUCACGAUACAACAAGAAUGUGAUUUCCACUUGGUCAUCUGGAACUGGUGGUGCCGGAGUCAUCGGUUCCUUGAGCUAUGCCAGUUUAAGAUCCUUAGAUUUCAGUCCCAGAGAUACUAUGCUCAUUAUGCUGAUCUUUCCUGCGAUUGAGGCUUUCGCUUUCUGGCUCCUGUUGCGUCGCCCACAGGUUGAUAUUCUCCCAGUUACGACAGUUGAGUCCACGGAAGUCCUGAUCACCGAUGAGAAGCCGUUGGUUGGUUUCAAGGAGAAGUUCUUCUAUAUCAAACACCUCUUAAAGUAUAUGUUGCCCCUUUGCCUGGUGUAUUUCUUCGAGUACUUCAUCAAUCAGGGAUUGUUCGAAUUGGUUUACUUCGAGGACAUUUUCCUAGACAAGGACUCGCAGUAUCGCUGGCUUAAUGUAGACUACCAAAUCGGAGUCUUCAUCUCACGCUCCUCGGUGAACGUCUUCCAGCUGGAUAAGAUCUGGCUAAUGUCCAUCUUCCAGUUCGUCAACGUGGUAUACUUCCUUACCGAGGUCAUCUGGUGGUAUACACCAAGCAUCUGGAUCGUGUUUGCCAUCGUCUUGUGGGAAGGACUUUUGGGCGGUGGUGCCUACGUAAACACCUUCUAUCGGAUGUCGAAAGAGAUUUCACCAGAACGCCAGCAGUUCGCCAUGGCAAUGGUUGUCCAGUCGGAUUCUUAUGGCAUCGCUCUGGCCGGAUUCCUAGCCAUUCCCGUCCACAACGCAAUAUGUGGUCUUCCGGCGGCGUCGAGGAGCCUAAUUUGGUGAUCGAAAACAUGAUAAGGAUCAGGAUCAGAUUAUGCCUUUACUGUGUGCGUGUGUAGCUAAUUAAGCGUGUAUGUCUGUGCGUGUCCCGAUAGUAUUAAUCGCUUAAUCAUUAGACUCCCGGGAGCCCGGUGGAUAGUUAUAUAGUUAGUAUGCUUCUGUUCGACUACUCUAUAAGGUUUAGUUAAAUAAACAAAAGAAAAAAACGCUUUUUGCAUUAAA